CCAUGGUGCAUUUGUUCCGACCAUCCAGUAGCCAUUGGAAGCGAGCCGUGCUGGAGCCUCUCCUCCUUCAAACAUCUCCUGCCGCUGCUGCAUCUCCUUCCUACCACCUCCUUUCCUUGCUCAAACAGUGUUCCAACCUUAAACACUUACACCAGACUCAUUGCUUCAUGCUCUCUAGAGGCCUCGACCAGGAUAACAUCCUCCUUAGCAGAUUCAUUGAGGCUUGCUCUUCUUUGGGCUUCUCCCAUUAUAGCCACUCCAUCUUCACCCACAAGACCCGACCAGAUAUCUAUCUCUAUAACACCAUUAUCAAGGCUCUUUCCAACCCUGAACUUGCCACAGAGGCUAUUCUUCUCUAUAACAGAAUUCUAGCCUCCGAUUUGCGAUUCGACACCUACUCUUUACCCUUUGUGCUGAAGGCCGUUGUUCGUCUAUUGGCAAUCCAUGUUGGGAGGCAGAUUCACUGUCAGGCUAUUGGGACUGGGCUAGUCAGUGACAUUCACGUGGUGACCGCUCUCAUUCAAAUGUAUUCGUCUUGUGGAUGCGUUUCUGAGGCUCGGCAGCUGUUUGACGGAGUGUGUUUUAGAGAUGUGGCAUUCUGGAAUGCAAUGGUAGCUGGCUAUGCCAAGGUGGGUGAUGUUGACAAUGCGCGACACUUGUUUGAGCGUAUGCCUGAGAGGAAUGUCAUUUCUUGGACUGCUGUAAUUGCAGGGUAUGCUCAGAUGGACAGACCCAAUGAGGCAAUCACAAUGUUUAGGAGGAUGCAACUUGAGGAAGUGGAGCCCGAUGAAAUUGCAAUGUUGGCCGCACUCUCAGCUUGUGCUCAUUUGGGUGCUCUCGAGUUGGGGGAGUGGAUCCAUAACUAUAUUGAUAAACAUGGAUUGUCUAAAAUUGUUCCUCUUAACAAUGCCCUCAUAGACAUGUAUGCAAAAUGUGGUAAAAUAGAGAAGGCCCUAGAAGUUUUCAAGAACAUGGAGCAUAAAAGCGUCAUUACUUGGACUUCGAUGAUUGAUGGGCUGGCUUUACAUGGGCUUGGAAGAGAAGCCCUUGAAAUGUUCUCUUGCAUGGAAAGGAAUAGGAUUAAGCCAAAUGAAAUCACUUUCGUUGCCAUCCUUUCUGCUUGUUGCCAUGUUGGAUUGGUAGAAAUAGGCCGCUGGUAUUUCAAAUGCAUGGCCACAAAGUAUGGGAUUAAACCAAAAAUUCAACAUUAUGGCUGUAUGAUUGAUUUACUUGGGCGUGCUGGUUUCCUCCAAGAGGCACAGGAACUAGUUAGGGGGAUGCCAUUUGAAGCCAAUGCUCCUAUAUGGGGGUCCCUUCUUGCUGCUGCAAGAAUCCAUGGAGAUGCUGAACUUGGGAAACGAGCUUUACAGCAUUUGAUCAAGGUGGAGCCCCAUAAUAGUGGAAACUAUACACUUUUAUCUAAUAUAUAUGCCACCCAAAGUAAGUGGAAUGAAGCUGGGAUGGUGAGGAAAGUGAUGAGGGACACAGGUGUUAAGAAGAUGCCAGGUGGGAGUUGCAUUGAAGUAAAUAACAGAGUUCAUGAAUUUGUUGCAGGUGACAAAUUGCACCCUCAGUCUGAGAGGAUAUUUGAAGUUCUUUGCAAGAUAAACUUGCAGUCGAAGAUAGCUAUGUAUGUGCAAAUGGAACAUGUAGAGAUGCUUGAAUCCAAUAAGGAAUCAGGAUAUAUUUCUACUUCUAUCUGUGCAUGAUCUUGUGUAGAACAGUCUCAAGUACCAUUCAGACAAGAAUGCAAUAUGAAUUGAUGGAGCUGCUGCAAUCCCCAAGAAAAAAAAAACCAAAAUGCACUUUAUGUCGAAAGCCAAGUGAAUCCAAUUUAUGUUGAAGAUGUGUCUUUCAAGUGAACUAAGGUCUGUUGACAGGACAGUUGAACAAAUUCAAUGUUUGUUUAGUUCAAAUGAUAAGAUCUAGAAAUGGGCUUCACCUGAUGUCUUGGUGUUUUGUCAAGAUUUGCUGCAUUUAUGCUACUUUGUCUUGACCAGGUGCUUGGGCCACUAAAAUCCAUCUUUCUUGAAUUAAAGAGCCUGUUGAGAAUGAAAUAGCAUCACGGGAAGAGAUCCAUGACAUGUUCCUUGAUAAGUGACAGUUAUCAUAACACUUCCAUAUCUUCAGGAACCCAAUUCUAUUAGGGGUGUGGCAUUAUGUAUUUGUUGGCCUUCAUUAUAUAUGUCAUAAAGCGCUUGGAGGAAUCAGAUUUUUCUCAGCAAAUUCUGAAAACAUAUAGUAUUGGCAAAAAACUAUAUCCAUAGGGCAGCAGGCUGAUCGAAUUAUGUGGAGAUGAGGAAAUAAUGUUUCUUUCUUGCUAGGGAAACUUACAGAUUCAGCAUGGCGAGACAAUGCUUUUCUCCUCCUUGCAGAGGCAGGGCCUUUCUUUUCUGAACUUUCAUGAUCUAUUCCAGAUUUUCUUCUACUGCAAAUAGUUGGCCUCAUAAAUCUUGGUAUCCUUGGUAUGGGAGCUGCUGUAACAUCCCCAGUCCUGUUACUAAUAAUUUCUACUUUAGAUUGUGGCUCUUCCAUAGAUGGAUGGGAAGCUUCCAGUUGCUCAUUGGAAGAUGAUAUGGUCCCCAUUGGUCAUUGCAAGUUCCUUCUGGUCCCUGAUUUCCUGCUUUCCAAUUGUUGAACACAGUAGCAAGAACUAAAUUUCAGAUUUAAAUUUACAAGGAGACGGAAGCAUUUUUCUGCAUGAGGCCACAAGAUGAGAUAUCUGAGAUGGAAAUUCUAGAAGUCCCCAAAUACAUCAUUAGUUAGAGUAUUUGUAUUGAUCAGUGUUCUGUUCCAGAUGCAUUCCCUUUUGAUGUAUUUUUUAUACUUCUGAAUAGUAUAAUAGCAUGUUUUCUCAGUUUUCUUAAUGUAUGUGCAUCAGAAAAAUGUUUAAUGUGAAA
This is a messenger RNA of Vitis riparia (riverbank grape), 2900 nucleotides long. Its product is annotated as pentatricopeptide repeat-containing protein At5g56310-like. Gene Ontology annotation, biological process: RNA modification. Lineage: Eukaryota; Viridiplantae; Streptophyta; Magnoliopsida; Vitales; Vitaceae. Bases 3 to 1709 code for a protein of 568 amino acids. The record is from RefSeq and is a predicted model, not a curated record. Gene Ontology annotation, molecular function: RNA binding; protein binding. The transcript is spliced from 4 exons.